Molecule: messenger RNA, 1785 nt
Organism: Zygosaccharomyces rouxii
Lineage: Eukaryota; Fungi; Ascomycota; Saccharomycetes; Saccharomycetales; Saccharomycetaceae
Gene: YKU70
Product: ATP-dependent DNA helicase YKU70
Exons: 1
Coding region: 1-1785 (594 amino acids)
Biological process (GO): double-strand break repair via nonhomologous end joining; cellular response to gamma radiation; cellular response to X-ray
Cellular component (GO): Ku70:Ku80 complex; nucleus
Molecular function (GO): DNA helicase activity; double-stranded DNA binding; damaged DNA binding
Source: RefSeq, a predicted model, not a curated record
AUGUCUUCUCUAGAUCCUUUAAAUGUUGAAUUAGAACAACAGGAUAAACAGCAUACGCAAUCAAAGUCAUAUAGAAAGUAUGAAGUUCAUGAGGGGAUCAUAUUUUGCAUAGAGCUUUCAGCUGGUAUGUUUCAGGAGCUCUCAGAAUUGAACUAUAAGGUUCAACUGGUGGAAAUUUUGGAAACCUUGGAGCAAUUGAUGUCUCAAUUGGUUAUUGUAAGACCAGGCACAGGUAUAGGUUGUUAUUUCUACAAUUGCAAUAAAGAUGAUGCCAAGAAUCACAUCUAUGAGUUCUUUCCCCUACGAGAUAUAAAUGCUAAAAGUAUGAAAAAGCUCAGUGAUUUAUUAGAUGAUUUGGCCAAUGAUAGAAUAACUCUUCAAAAAUUUCUGCCAUAUGAUGAAUCUGAGAGAACUCCCCUCGAUUUCUUGUAUGGAUUUAUUCAGGAUGAAUUCCUUAAGGAAGUUGAAGGUCAAAAGGCUUUUAAUAAUAAAAAGGUGUUUCUCUUCACAGAUAAUGAUUCACCUCCAGAGGCAGAGGAUAAUGAAACCAAAUCAAGGCUAAGGCACCUUGUUGAUGACAUGGAUGACCAUUUCAUCAACUUUACGACUUUCUUUAUUGGUAAAGAAGAAGCGCCAUUUGAUGAUUCCUUCUAUUCUGAUGUUUUGAAAUUAGGAGCUACCGCCGAGGACCCCAAUACCGAAUUUGAUGGUCCCAAUACGACACCGAUCUCAGCAUCGUAUAUUAAAUCUAGAGUUUUGAGAAAGCAAGAAGUUAAGAGAAUUAUGUUCCAAUGCUGUCUGAUAUUAGAAGAGCGAAUGCAAUUUAUGGUGGGUAUCAAAGGAUACACGAUCAUUAUUCAAGAAAGACCGGGACAGCGAUAUAGAUUGGUGUAUGAAAAGGAUGAGGUGAGAAAGGAAGCUAAUUCAAAGAGAAAAUUUUUGGAUUCCAACACGGGCGAAGUGAUUGAAGAAGGUUUGACCAAAGUGUUUCCCUAUGGUGAUUUGGAUAUAACAAUCACUGAUGAAGAAUUGAAUGAAGUCAGGAAAAGUUAUACUGAAGAAGAAUCAUUUUUAAAGAUUAUUGGAUUUCGUGAUUAUAAUAAAUGUAUCCACUACUUUAAUAAUAUCGACAGGGCCUUAUUUGUGGUGCCAGAUGAGUUUCGUUUUGAAGGUUCUAUUAGGACUCUAGCGUCGUUGUUCAAGAACCUUCGUGCUAAAGGGAAAGUUGCCGUAGUAUGGGGAAAAUUAAAGACCAACAGUCAUCCAGCUGUCUUCGUUCUAAGCCCCUCACGAAACGAGGAUCCUAACGAAGGGUUUUAUUUGUAUAGGAUACCGUUCGCAGAGGAGUUAAGGAGAUUCCCCCAAUCGUUAAUUCGUCAUAAUUCGUAUGAUACACCAGAGUAUAACCAAUUGAAGGAUACAACUAAAAGUAUCAUAGAUCAUUUUCAAUUUGCUAAAGGUUAUCGACCCUCUGAAUUUAGAAAUCCUGAUUUGCAGAAACAUUUUAAAAUUUUGCAUGACUAUCUAUUACAAGUGGAACAAGAGGAAGAAGAUGAUUCACCUGAAAGUUCUAAGCAAAGAUUAUUAUCAGAAGACGAUUCUCUAUUAAAACUUGCACAAAUCAGGGAUAAAAUUAUGGAUUCUGCUCAAUCCAGUGAUCCCAAGAAGUUUCAAUUGGAUGAAUAUUUCCAACUAUGGAAUAGGCUUUAUGAGGAUGUCUCCAAGGCAACUACUUUAGAAGAUGCCCCACGGCCCAAGCCUAAACAGCCGAGAAAGAAGAAUUAG